AUACCUUAUUGGCUACUGUUUCUGCUGCUUGCAGGAGUCAUGCGCAGAGCUGAAGGGAGGAGUAAACAGCAGUGAGUCACAGCUAACAGGCUAGAGGCUACUGUGCUUAAAGAAAAUGGAUAUGAGUACCAGCGAGUGCUUUGGAUGUGGCCGCUCUGGACACUGGAUCAAAAACUGUCCUAAUGCUGGUCGUGGUCGCGGCAGAGGCAGGGGACGAGGAAAGGAACUCUUCUGUUACCGGUGUGGAGAGCAGGGCCACAUUGCAAGGGAUUGCGAACAGACUGAGGACGCAUGCUACAAUUGCCAUAGGAGUGGACAUAUUUCCAGAGACUGUAAAGAACCCAAAAAGGAAAGGGAGCAAUGCUGCUACAACUGUGGCAAAGCCGGCCAUGUGGCGCGAGACUGUGACCAUGCCAAUGAGCAGAAGUGUUACUCAUGCGGGGGCUUCGGACACAUCCAGAAGUUAUGUGACAAAGUCAAGUGUUACCGGUGUGGUGAGAUUGGGCAUGUGGCAGUGCAGUGCAGCAAAGCGACCGAGGUGAACUGCUACAACUGUGGCAAGACCGGUCAUCUGGCUAGAGAAUGCACCAUUGAGGCGUCCGCAUAACCGUUUCCUCUGUUGCCCCUCCUUUCCGGAUUGAUGGUAGUUUCCUUUCUCUAAACCCUCUUCAUUGGCCAAAGGCUGGCAUACAGAGGCUUUUCCCAGGCCGGUGGGCUGCUUUGAAUUUUGUUUUUCCUUAUUAAUAAAGGGGUAAAAAAUCAUAAUGCAUUCAAAACAAAAAAGUUUUAUUUAGGUUGAGGUGUAAUGUAUAAUGCUUUGUCGAAGGACCCCUUCCAAGCCGCUGGUGAAAAGAUCCUAUACUGGGAUGUCACGUGCCACGCGAGACCUGAGCUCACAGCUGUGAAUCUCAGAUAAAAUGUAAUCGAUGUAAGAGGGAAUUUUGGUGUUGUUUAACUUUCUGUUAUGAGGAGAAAAUUGUAAGAUGACUUAAGGGUGUGUGAAGGACCCUCUUAAGCAUUAAUAUCACCAGAAUUCUGGUGCUCACAAGCAGUUCACAGAAAAGUGUGUGGAAAUAACGAAAUGUUAUAACGCUAUUCUAGAUUAAUUUGAAUUUGAGAACCUUUGUUUUGCCUUAAAUUCUUUUUUUUCCAUUUUAUAUUGUUAGACUUUUUUUUAGAAAAAGUCAGGCUUGCAAAGUUCAGUAAACAUUGCUUGGUAAUGUUAGAGUAAUUUUAGUCCUUUCUACCCUAAAUUAUCAGAAUAAUAGAAAGAGAUGUGGAUUUAGCAACAAUUUGCAAAAAGAAUGUUUUCACAGAAAUAUUAUUUUUGUACAAUUUCACUUGGACUACUGUAAAAAUAUCAUUUGCUUGUACUCGGUUUUUAAGUCAGAAGGAAAAUGCAAUGUAAGUCCUUGAACAUAGAAAUGUAAUUUUAAACUAUCAAUAAAGCUGGAGGAGGAAGGGGAGUCUGUCUGCAUUUAC
Triplophysa dalaica is the source of this 1482-nucleotide messenger RNA. It is a transcript of the gene cnbpa, whose product is annotated as CCHC-type zinc finger, nucleic acid binding protein a. The transcript is spliced from 5 exons. Bases 116 to 607 code for a protein of 163 amino acids. Gene Ontology annotation, cellular component: cytoplasm. The record is from RefSeq and is a predicted model, not a curated record. Gene Ontology annotation, molecular function: single-stranded RNA binding; zinc ion binding; translation regulator activity. NCBI's taxonomy places the organism in Eukaryota, Metazoa, Chordata, Actinopteri, Cypriniformes, Nemacheilidae. Gene Ontology annotation, biological process: positive regulation of cytoplasmic translation.